AUGGCGUACGCAGAUCAAAUCAAACAAGUGAAACAAUUAACGAAAAACAAUCCAUACCACAUAAAACGUCCAAUGAACGCCUUCAUGGUCUGGUCGAGGUUGCAGAGGAAGAAAAUAUCAAUGAUGAACCCGAAACUGCAUAACUCCGAGAUAUCGAAGCGCCUCGGAUUGGAAUGGAAGAGCUUGGACGAAGGAGAGAAGCGGCCUUACAUCGAUGAAGCGAAGAGACUCAGAUUAAAACAUAUGCAGGAUUAUCCAGAUUACAAAUACCGACCUCGGAGGAAGAACCGACUGGAAGUACCCUACGUUAGCACGGUAUACGCGAGAGACACUUUCGUGGAAAUGGAGCCGCGACCCGAACCUUACCAACCGAUUUACUCGUGUCCCGAUGCACAGUAUAUGUACGGUAACAUGAUGUACACUCCUAUAAGUCAGCCAUCGUUUGUGCCAAUAAGAAAAGAAGAGGUGCCUCUAGAUAUAAGACCGCUGCCAUCGAUUGAGAGCAUAUCGCCAAGACCGUUCAUUGUGAACCAGCAGAUGAUGGUGAAGGCUUAUCAAAACUUGCAUUACGUACCGGAGGAUGUGGCUAGAAUAUCGUAUUACCCGUUUAGUGUUCAAUAG
Molecule: messenger RNA, 621 nt
Organism: Leptosia nina
Lineage: Eukaryota; Metazoa; Arthropoda; Insecta; Lepidoptera; Pieridae
Source: the annotation of a GenBank genome assembly